Molecule: messenger RNA, 1001 nt
Organism: Linepithema humile (Argentine ant)
Lineage: Eukaryota; Metazoa; Arthropoda; Insecta; Hymenoptera; Formicidae
Gene: Clc
Product: clathrin light chain
Biological process (GO): clathrin-dependent endocytosis; intracellular protein transport
Cellular component (GO): postsynaptic endocytic zone cytoplasmic component; synaptic vesicle membrane; plasma membrane
Molecular function (GO): clathrin heavy chain binding; structural molecule activity
Source: RefSeq, a predicted model, not a curated record
UUCUACAAUUGACGUUUACCAAGGAUCUGAGAGAGAAAUUGACGCAAGUAAGGAGGUGUUUCCGUCGGAUAACGACGACAUUGUACAUUCCAUAAUUUUUCCCAAUUGAAGAUUGUACAUUUACAUCUCACGUACAAUGGAUGCGUUUGGCGACAAUUUUGUCAAUGAGCCUGAAGUGGAUCCAGCGGCAGAGUUUCUGGCCAGAGAACAGGAUCAGCUUGCUGGUUUAGAGGAGGACAUUACGCCGAUGGCUGUGACUCUGGCUGCAGCAGCGGCAGCAGGUCAAUCUGAUGAUGAUCUAUCUGGAAAAUUUGGAAAUCUAAAAGUUGGCCCAGGUGGUGAUGCAGAAGGCAGCUUUGAAAUUGUGGAUACCAUUGGACAACCUACGGAAAUACAAGCUCCAUCUGCAGCAGAAUCGUCACCUGUAGCUGCACCAGCUAAAGAAGAACCUGAAAAAAUCAAGAAGUGGAGGGAAGAACAGAAAGCACGUCUUGAAGAGAAAGAUGCGGAAGAGGAAAAAAAGAAAGAAGAAUGGAGAGAAGCAGCUAAGAAAGAAUUAGAAGAAUGGUAUAAGCAUCAUGCAGAAACCAUUAAUAAAACAAAAACUACUAACAGGGAGUCGGCCAAGAAUGCAGAGAAGCAAUUCGUCGCAGAGGCGGACGAAGUCGAACCAGGCACCGAAUGGGAGCGCAUCGCCAAGCUCUGCGAAUUCAAUCCGAAGUCGUCUCGCACUUCCAAGGACGUCUCUCGGAUGCGGUCGAUUAUCUUACAAUUAAAGCAGACUACGCCCACUCCCACUAACGCUUGAUUAAAUUGAAGGAACUAUCUCACAAUUAGAUAUUGAGGACAUAAAUCUUGAUAAAUAAGAAAAUAUAUAUAUAUAUAUAUAUAUAUUAUAAUAAUGCACCGUGGUUACGGCGGUAUUGUACGAAAGAAAAACUCAUAAAUGUUCUGUUAAAAUAUAUAUUAUUGUGAUUAAUAAAGGUUAUUGAUAACAAAUA